This is a messenger RNA of Entelurus aequoreus (snake pipefish), 2658 nucleotides long. RefSeq names its product protein Wnt-7b-like. The record is from RefSeq and is a predicted model, not a curated record. NCBI's taxonomy places the organism in Eukaryota, Metazoa, Chordata, Actinopteri, Syngnathiformes, Syngnathidae. Gene Ontology annotation, biological process: multicellular organism development; neuron differentiation; positive regulation of JNK cascade. Gene Ontology annotation, cellular component: extracellular region. The coding region runs from base 105 to 1166 and encodes 353 amino acids. The transcript has 4 exons. Gene Ontology annotation, molecular function: frizzled binding; cytokine activity.
UUUUUUUUAACAGACUUUUUUGGGUGAUUUAACAAAAAGAAAAGAGGAAAAAAAAAAAAAAAGAUAAGAAGGAGUGAAGACAAAGUUGCGUUCAAUGCGCAAACAUGCUCAUCAUCUCGUCUCGCAGCGCGCUGCUGUCCGUCUACUACCCGCAGAUCUUCCUCAUCCUCACCAGCGGCAGCUACCUGACAUUGUCCUCGGUAGUGGCUCUGGGCGCCAACAUCAUCUGCAACAAGAUACCAGGACUGGCGCCCCGUCAGCGAGCCCUCUGUCAGAGCCGCCCAGACGCCAUCAUUGUCAUCGGCGAAGGCGCCCAGCUGGGCAUUAACGAGUGCCAGUACCAGUUCCGCUACGGCCGGUGGAACUGCUCGGCCCUGGGCGAGAGGACGGUGUUCGGACAAGAGCUGAGAGUAGGUAGCAGAGAGGCAGCCUUCACGUAUGCCAUCACGGCGGCCGGCGUGGCCCACGCGGUCACCACGGCCUGCAGCCAGGGCAACCUGAGCCAGUGCGGCUGCGACCGCGACAAGCAAGGCUACCACGACCGCGAGCAGGGCUGGAAGUGGGGGGGCUGCUCGGCCGACGUCAAGUACGGCGUGGAGUUCUCGCGCCGCUUUGUGGAUGCCCGGGAGAUUAAGAAAAACGCACGGCGUUUGAUGAACCUGCACAACAACGAGGCAGGCAGGAAGGUCCUGGAAGAAAGGAUGAAGCUGGAGUGCAAGUGUCACGGCGUGUCUGGUUCCUGCACCACUAAGACCUGCUGGAUCACCCUCCCAAAGUUCAGAGAGAUCGGUUACCUGCUAAAGGAGCGUUACGGCGCCGCCAUUCAAGUGGAGCCGGUCCAUGCGUCCCGCCUCCGCCAACCUUCCUUUCUACGCCUCAAAGAGGGUCGGGGAUACCAGAAGCCCGCCGACACCGACCUGGUGUACCUGGAGCGCUCGCCCAACUACUGCGAGGAGGACAGGGCCACGGGGAGCACGGGGACGCGGGGCAGACUGUGCAACGGCACCUCGGCGUACACUGACGGCUGCAACGUGAUGUGCUGCGGCCGGGGGUACGACACGCUCCACUACACGAGGGUCUGGCAGUGCAACUGCAAGUUCCACUGGUGCUGCUUUGUCAAGUGCAACAUCUGCAGUGAGAAAUCGGAGGUUUUUACCUGCAACUAGAGAGAGGGAUGAAAAGGAAGUAUUUAUUCGACAUUUUGCACAUUUUGACAUCCUAUUUGAAAUUCUUUAUGAAGGACGGUGAGGGAAGGCUUUGGGCCGGAGUUGCUGGUCUUAAGCAUCCUGCAAGAGAAAGGAUUUGUUUUGAAAAGCCAAAUAAAAAAUGUCACAGACGGAAGGCGAACAAUUCUGCUACACAGGAUUGGGAUCAUGCAAGGGGUCAAAAGCUGGAAUAAGACUCACACUGUAUUCUGUUUGAACACUGAAAUGAAAACUCAAUAUUUAUGUUAGAUUUAUAGCAGGGGGAAACAACAACUCACCGUUUUUCUUCUCGGCUGUUGCAAAAUCUGUCAUUUGCAGACAUUAUCGGUAAGCUUUCAUACAUGAAGUCAGGGGUGUCCAAUGUGUGGCCCAAUGGCAGUUUUUGACCCCGCAACUGUUUCUUUACUGGCCCUCUGAAUAUUCAAAAUAUAAAAUUAAUUAAUGAAUGAGAUAUAUACUAUAUCUUUAUAUAUUAACUUUGUGUCACAUGACACUAAUGUCCAAACAUUUUCCACUAAAGGCAACAAACUGAAAAAUGAAAGCAUGAGGGGGCAUUUUGAUAGCUUUCAUUUUCAAAACCAAAACAAUAUAUACAUAUAUAUUUUCCUUUUAGGGCUCCCCUCAAGUUUUCCCCAGGGACCCAGACCGGUCGCAGUCAUAAAAAUGUUAAAAAUAAGUCAUAUACUAUAUUUUUUAUUAUUAUUACUCAACGCUUAAAUCUCCAGAUCAAUUUCAGGUCUAUCUGUCAAUAUAAAGUAAAAACAUUUUUUAUGUUUUAUGCCUUUUUGUUAAAGAAAAUCCUGUUUUUCUGGCAAAAACACAAAUAGGCAAUAUUUUCCCCCAAAAUUGUUUUUAAAGUGCAAUAUUUACGUAGGUCAAUAACUCAUAACACUAUUGAUUUAUUUAUUUUGAAGCAAUGACAGUUAAAAAAAAUAAAUAAAUAAAUAAAAUUAUUGGGGAUCCAAAAGGGCCCCACUCAUAAAGGUGUUUAAAAUAAGUCAACAUUUUUUUAAAAAUUACUUUUAACACGUAAGUCUCUAGAUCAACUUCAGAUCGCUCUGUCGGUUUUAUUAUUUUUAUGUUUUUUUAAAUGUGUUUGUUUUAUGCACUUUUUGUAAAAAAAUAAAUAAAUAAAUACCUUUUUCGUAUAACAUAAAAAAUGCAAAAUAUUCCCCCAAAAAUAUGUAAACGUGGAAUAUUUGACGUGAAGUAAUUAGAGCCUUGAAUAAGUAAAUAAUUCCCAACAACAUUGACUUUCAUUCAUAAUAAUUUUUUGAGCAAUGACAGCUUUAACGGGGGAAAAAAAACAGCCUGCAUGGCAGCUUUGUGUUAUUAGAGCAAACAUUAAAACUUUUUCUCGUUGCAUUUCCUAGAGACCUCAGAAUAAGGGAUUCAAAAAUUUCAUUUUUCAUACAUACAUACAUACAUACAUAUAUAUACAUAUAUAUAUAUG